UACAGUUUGAAAAUCUCGAGGAGCAACACCAGGAAGAUAAAAGGACUGCGUAAAGGAGAUGAUGAAGAAGAAGAAGAAGGAGAUGAAGCAUAAUUUUCGUCGAUCUAUAUAUAAAACCGAUGAAUGUUGUUCCACCCACCUCAUUGAUGGGGAUGGAGUCUUCAAUGUUACUGGAGUUGAGAGUUUCAUAAAGGAAGUUAAAUUUGCAGAAUGUGGUCUUUCAUAUGCUAUAGUAUCCAUUAUGGGUCCACAAAGUAGCGGGAAAAGUACACUGUUAAAUCAUCUAUUUGGUACUAACUUUAGAGAGAUGGAUGCUUAUAAAGGAAGGUCACAAACCACAAAAGGUAUCUGGAUGGGUCGAUGUGUUGGGAUUGAGCCGUGCACCCUUGUUAUGGAUUUAGAGGGCACUGAUGGGAGAGAGCGUGGAGAGGAUGACACUACAUUUGAGAAGCAAAGUGCCCUCUUUGCGCUAGCUGUUUCUGAUAUUGUGCUAAUCAAUAUGUGGUGUCAUGAUAUUGGCCGUGAACAAGCUGCAAAUAAGCCUCUUUUGAAGACUGUUUUUCAGGUUAUGAUGCGGUUAUUUAGUCCUCGGAAAACGACUCUGCUGUUUGUUAUACGUGAUAAAACAAGGACUCCCCUUGAAAAUUUGGAGCCCGUAUUAAGGGAAGAUAUUCAGAAGAUAUGGGAUUCUGUCCCAAAACCGCAAGCUCACGAGGAAACACCUUUAAGUGAAUUUUUUAACGUUGAGGUUGUUGCUCUUUCUAGUUAUGAAGAGAAGGAAGAGCAAUUUACAGAGCAGGUGGCUAGUCUAAGACAGCGAUUCUUUCAUUCUAUUGCACCUGGAGGUCUUGCUGGAGAUAGACGGGGAGUUGUUCCUGCUUCAGGCUUUUCAUUUAGUGCACAGCAUAUGUGGGAGGUUAUAAAAGAGAAUAGGGACCUUGACCUCCCUGCCCAUAAGGUUAUGGUAGCUACAGUGCGAUGUGAUGAAAUUUCCAAUGAAAAAUAUGACUCCUUCAUGAAAAAUGAGGAGUGGUGUCAAUUAAAAGAGGCCGUGCAAUCUCAUCCUGUGGGGGGCUUUGGAAAGAAGCUUAGCUCAAUUUUGAAGACUUGUUUAUCUGAAUAUGAUGCAGAGGCGACAUUCUUUGACGAAGGAGUUAGAUCUUCAAAGAGAAAGCAGUUGGAAGAGAAAUUGCUUCAGCUCAUCCAACCAGCUUACCAAUCUAUGCUGGGACGUAUACGAUCUGAUACUUUGCAAAGAUUCAAAGAAGCAUUUGAUAAGGAAUUGAAGGGAGGUAUAGGGUUCGCAAUGGCUGCUCGUGAGUGCACUGGGACUUGUAUGUCCCAGUUUGAUGAAGAAUGUGCAGAUGCUGUUAUUGACCAAGCGAAAUGGGACUCGUCCAGAGUUAGGGAUAAGCUCAAACGUGAUAUAGAUGCUCAUAUCGCUGAAGCUCGUACUGCCAAGCUGGCUGAAGUUACUACUCUCUUUGAGACAAAACUAAAUGAUGCAUUAGCUGGACCUGUUGAGGGUCUUUUAGAUGGAGCUGGUGACGAUACAUGGCCAGCAAUGAGAAAACUGCUUCAACGUGAGACUGACACAGCACUCACUGGUUUUUCGACUGCACUUUCUGGUUUUGAAAUGGAUGAACAAACAAAGGAUAGUACGGUUUUGAGAUUGAAGGAUUAUGCACGCGGAGUAGUUGAAGCAAAGACAAAGGAAGAAGCUGGAAGGGUUUUGAUUCGUAUGAAGGAUAGGUUUUCAAUGUUAUUUAGCUAUGAUUCUGAUUCAAUGCCACGUAUUUGGACUGGAAAGGAAAAUAUUCGAGCUAUUACCAAAACUGCCAGAUCAGCUUCUUUGAAGCUCAUGUCAGUUAUGGCUGCAAUUCGUCUGGAAGAUGAACGUGAUAGCAUAGAGAAUACUUUGACUGUUGCACUUGGGGAUGGAAAGCCAACCAAAAAAGGCACUGAAUCACUUGAUCCUCUGGCCUCUAGCACUUGGAAUGAGGUCUCUGCAUCAAAAACUUUGAUCACACCUAUCCAAUGCAAAUCAUUGUGGAAGCAAUUUAACACUGAGACUGAAUAUACUGUUACACAAGCCAUUGCUGCUCAGGAGGCCAGCAAGAGGAACAACAAUUGGUUACCACCUCCAUGGGCAGUUGCCGCAUUGCUUAUUCUGGGGUUCAAUGAAUUCAUGACACUGUUGAGGAAUCCUUUGUAUUUAGGAGUCAUAUUUGUCGCCUUUCUACUAGUGAAAGCCCUCUGGGUGCAACUGGACAUCUCUGGUGAAUUUCGCAAUGGGGCUCUUCCUGGAUUUCUCUCUUUAGCAACAAAGUUCAUUCCUACAGUCACCAACCUUCUUAGACGACUGGCAGAGGCAGGACAAAGGAAAACGAACGCUGCACCUCAACAUAAUCUUACUCCUGCAUCAAAGGGGAAUGAUAACGACGAUGACAAGAUGAUGUAAAGAGUGAUGGAUCAACAAUGGGUUCUAUUGUUUGACACAAUCCAAUGAUUUGGGGUCGAACUCUACAUAUGCGCGGAAAUCAAAUACUGAUAGAAAUACAUAUACAUUUCAAAAUCUAAAUUUUGGAUCUACAUUGGGAAGCAAGUCAUGUUUAUAGAGCAGUCUCUAAUAUUCUGUGGCAGCAAGUUUUUAUGUUUAUAGGAUGUUUUGUGAUGCCCAAGUAACUUAGUUGUGGGAUAAACUAAGGGGGUCCUCCAAUGUUUUUCUUGUUUGCCACCAAUUUUGUCUUUAAAAAACUAAGGUACUGAUGAAUGUAUUAAUGAGAUGUGAUAAUUUUUGUGGUUUUGUAAUUUAUAUGGAAGAACUUAAAAUUU
This is a messenger RNA of Solanum pennellii, 2835 nucleotides long. RefSeq names its product protein ROOT HAIR DEFECTIVE 3-like. The transcript has 23 exons. The record is from RefSeq and is a predicted model, not a curated record. NCBI's taxonomy places the organism in Eukaryota, Viridiplantae, Streptophyta, Magnoliopsida, Solanales, Solanaceae. Gene Ontology annotation, biological process: endoplasmic reticulum membrane fusion. Bases 59 to 2461 code for a protein of 800 amino acids. Gene Ontology annotation, cellular component: endoplasmic reticulum. Gene Ontology annotation, molecular function: GTPase activity; GTP binding.